Messenger RNA from Metschnikowia bicuspidata var. bicuspidata NRRL YB-4993, 1347 nucleotides. RefSeq lists its product as uncharacterized. The transcript has a single exon. Gene Ontology annotation, cellular component: cytosol. The record is from RefSeq and is a predicted model, not a curated record. The annotation marks the transcript as partial. Lineage: Eukaryota; Fungi; Ascomycota; Pichiomycetes; Serinales; Metschnikowiaceae. Gene Ontology annotation, molecular function: mRNA binding.
UCGCGGACGGCGUCGCACCAGCACCAGCACGAGCAGGAGUUGCUCCUGCGCUUCGCCGUGCCUUCGCCGCCCGUGGCCACCAAGCAGCUGACGCUAGCCGCCGGCCACGACGCCGCCGGCACAGGCCCGGCCGCAGAGACGCCGCGCACGCUCUGGAUGGGCGACUUGGACCCCUGGCUCGACGAGGCCGCCAUCGUGGCGCUCUGGUGGCACGUUCUCGGGCAGCACGUGGGCGUCAAGGUGAUCCGCCCGCGGUCCGCGCGCCAGGGGGGCGCGACGUCGGCGCCGCCGGCCCACGCGGGCUACUGCUUCGUGGAGUUCCCGCUGUUCGAGGCCGCGCAGCAGGCGCUCGGCUUGAACGGCCAGAUGUUGCCCGACAUGGCGAUGCCCUCGCAGCGCGAGUUCCCGGACAACCCGGACAAUCAGAAGAAGUACUUCCGGCUCAACUGGGCCGCGGGCGCCACGCUCCUGGCGCCGCUCGUCGAGCUGCCGGAGUACUCGUUGUUCGUGGGCGACUUGAGCGCGGCCACCACCGAGGCGCACUUGCUCCUGUUCUUCCAGAAGCUGUUCCCCAACUCCAUCCGCACCGUGCGCGUCAUGACGGACCCCGUGUCGGGCAAGUCGCGCUGCUUCGGCUUCGUGCGCUUCUCCGACGAGCACGAGCGCCAGCGCGCCUUGGUCGAGAUGAACGGCGCCUGGUUCGGCGGCCGCCCGCUCCGUGUGGCCAACGCGACGCCCCGCGCCGCGCCGCUGUUGCGGAGAAUGCUGCCGGACCCGAGGUUAGCCUACGCCGUGCCUGGGCCGUACGCGGGCGUGCCCGACUUGCCCCAGGGCGAGCUCAUGUACAUGCCGCCGGCCCAGCAGGGCGCAUCGUCCCCGAUGCAAGGCUACUACGCGGCGCCCAUGAUGGGCAACGAGGGGCCGCACGCUCCCUAUGUGGACUCCGGAAACACCACCGUGUUCGUGGGCGGUCUUCUGGCGGAAGUGUCGGACCAGACGCUCUAUACUCUCUUCAAGCCGUUCGGGGCGAUUGUGCAGAUCAAGCUCCCCCCGGGCAAGAACUGCGGCUUCGUGCGCUACAGCUCGCGGGAGGAGGCCCAGAACGCCAUCAAUAGCAUGGAGGGCUUCGUCAUUGGCGGCCGGCGCGUGCGGCUCGGCUGGGGCCGUAUCGGCCCAAGCAACAAAAAGUUCCAGCAGCACCAGCAGCACCAGCAGCAAAUGGCUCAGAUGCAAAUGCAGGCCGCCAUGUCCCUAGCGUACGACCCAAGCUCCGUCUAUGCCGCAGCUGGGUACCCUCCCAUGCCUGGGGUCCCGGUCGGGCCGCCUGGAAUGUACCACUACCUACCC